This is a messenger RNA of Suillus plorans, 1874 nucleotides long. Its product is annotated as HbrB-like-domain-containing protein. The transcript is spliced from 6 exons. The record is from RefSeq and is a predicted model, not a curated record. Bases 118 to 1512 code for a protein of 464 amino acids. Gene Ontology annotation, cellular component: TORC2 complex. Gene Ontology annotation, biological process: TORC2 signaling. NCBI's taxonomy places the organism in Eukaryota, Fungi, Basidiomycota, Agaricomycetes, Boletales, Suillaceae.
UGCACAGCCACACCAAGUCUUGUGCUAUUAGCAACAAGAAUCCAUCUAGCCUUCGAGGCACCUGAAGCACAGCGACCAGUUACAUUCCACUAAGGCCGCAGCCUCCUAAUCCCUAUAAUGGCUUCUGUCGCAUCGUCGAAUACCCUCAAAUCACAUACAUCUCCCUCGAAACCCUCCUCUACUCGUACUUACGAUGCGAAGCUUGUUUCGCGAGAAAUGCACCGCCUCGGAACCCUCGCAGGUCUUAAUCCGAGCAUUACCCCUUCACUAUCCACAGGUCCUGUUGCACCUCCUCUCGCGCUCGCACCAUCAACCUCGCCAUCUAGCAGUGGCAUUGCAAGUGCCGCUGCACUUCAUUCCAGCGCGUCAAGCGCGGGUAUAACGGACAAGGAUAAUCCCUGGCGCACACUGCAUGUGCAUGUCCUCCCCCUGUUCAAUGAAGAGCCAUUGCGUGUACCCAUAGAAGACCUCAACGCCCUUGUACGGCGGCAUAUCCAAACGAUACUAGCUGUGUCCCCUUCGAAAACCCUCGCGACUCUCGAAACAGACGCGCGUGAGCUCAUUGCAGCAGGCAUGGUCACUCUCAACGCCAAACUAUCUAAUAUAUCAGACGAAAUACUAUUGGGCCGUGUUACUGAGAUCUGGGGCUUUUUCUGGGACCAAAUACUCCCAUAUAUCGAAGGGGUCCUAUUACCGUUGCAAACUGAUCCCUUACUGACCUCACUACAUCGUACGCAAAAACAACAUCGGACGUCUUCGCCUACGCGACAAGGCGGUAAACUGGGUGGCUCAUCAGCGCUAUCCUCGCUAUCUCCGACGAUUGACGUUCGCAGCGUGGCUUUAUGUGCGUUUCGUGAUCGUGUCGUGCUUCCUGUCCAUGGCCGUCUACAUAAUCUGCUGUCGCCUCCUUAUGGGAAAGACAUGCUUGCACGGCUAAGUCCCUUCCGCCAACCGAGAUUGCAGCAGAUGUUGCUAGUACUUACAUCUGAGCGGCGGGUCCGCUCUCCCUCUCCGCCCCUUUCACUACACACACCUGCAAUUCAGCCUUCGGCAGGCGAGGCAGCAAUCGAGUCUCUGCUCCGCCUAGUCUCGAACCAGCGGGUUUCGCAUGGACAUGGUCUCGCACCUCGGGCAGCCACGCCCAGUUUCCUGUCUGCCGGGCGUCCACGUGAUCGACGGGGGCGAAUUGGCUCCUCCGGAGCGGCGAGUGUACUUGGGAUUGUUGGCGGGUGGGCAGCGAUGCCCACACAGACAGAUGAGCGGGAGGAAGAAGAAGAAGAGGGUGGAGAGACUCCGAAAAUUGGGGGGAUUGAUAAAGGGCUGACGAAGCCGUAUCACCAGCGUGGGGGUGGGUGGGGUCUUGGAGCUGGGAACGAGGACAUUAUCAGGCCAGUUGAAGAAGACGAUGAUGACGACGCAUUAGACUGGGCUCAAGCUCAGGCUGUGGUCGAGAAGUUGGUAGGGAUAAAACCCAUUGAAGCUGUUGCCGAUUCGCGCAGAAGGGCAACUUAGCUGAUAUGACUGAUGGGUGUCUUCAGUGUUGAUCGUCUGUGGACUGAUACUGUACCUUGCUACGGGUAUGGCCGCUUCCUGUAUCUCGUGUUCCUAUUUGCCCCAAAGCUGAUAUCUCGCAUGAAGAAUACUUAGAAAGGAGUACUAGUUGGACCUUCAUUGACACGACAUUUCAUAGCUUUGUCUAUCCUGAUCAAUCUUUGGAGUGUCGUGUUGAUGAGCAGCAGCAUCCGAUCGCUCUCAUGUACACAGUGGCCAGUGGUACAAAAGAGAUCACCGUUACUGAUAUGCACUCCCCGAGAGGAUGUAUUGCAAAAAAGCGAUUCCUUCAUUGAUGUCGAUAAAAGGCGACAAACUUUCAC